Molecule: messenger RNA, 3650 nt
Organism: Lagopus muta (rock ptarmigan)
Lineage: Eukaryota; Metazoa; Chordata; Aves; Galliformes; Phasianidae
Gene: TXNDC15
Product: thioredoxin domain containing 15
Exons: 5
Coding region: 2464-3408 (314 amino acids)
Biological process (GO): cilium assembly
Cellular component (GO): cilium
Source: RefSeq, a predicted model, not a curated record
ACCCUGUCCUCUGCUGUAAAAAGCCUGAUUAGAUACUGUGUAUGUUUUUAUGUCCAUGAACUUGAGCUACUCGUGUGCAAUUAUGUGUAUGGGAAUGGAGUAGUGUUCAUGAUCUGUAUUUACAUCAUCAUAUGGAUGUAUAUUUAUUAAUAAAGUUAAUACUUUACAACCUAACAAUUAUUUCCUACAUGCAUUUUGUUUUCAUAUAUGUAUUUUAAAUUCUGGCUUAAGAUUCCUAUUGCCAACAUAUCAGACCAAUAACUUUAACCUGUCUCUGCUGUAAACAGGAGUUUUCUUCUCCCAGUGUCUCUGUUGCAGGUAAGUGUAGAACAUUGUGGUGCAACUUGUACAGAUGUUGCUUAAAAUCAGGUGAUCGGUUUGUUCUUUGUCUGCCUGAAGUGCAGGUGAGUCCAACUACAACAGACUGUGUUUGUGCUCGUGUGGACUGAAAAACGCAUCAACAAUUUGUGAGAGUUGGAGGACAUUCAUAAAUUACACAGUUCAGGCUUUUUAGCAGCCUUGGAGGUUGCUUUACUGCUCACAUUUAUCACAGGUUACAGCUUCUUCGUAUGGACAGACAGGCAGUGUGUGUUUGCCAGCUGUGCAACUUGGACCUUAAAAAAGCUUUACAGUGGUUUUAUCUUCCUGAUAAUGCUGUUUGUGUGUCUGAUUUGACACCGGGGUGUGCUUUGGAGCUGGACUGGCAUCCUAAUGCUCUUGUGAAGUACCUGUCUCAGUGGGAUCUCUUCCAAUAGGACAAACAAUAUAGUGUAAAUUAGCAACAUUGUGCCUAUUCAGAAAGAUGGCUCAACAGAGUGUCUUUCUGGACCAAGAGAAAUGAAAAUUGUUCUUAACAGUUAAUCUAUAAAGCUGUAAUUCCUAAAGAUAAGGGGCUGCUUUGCUGACUUGCAGUGUGCUGUUCUUACCAGGCUUCUGCCUGUGGCUCUGUGUAUGGCUUAUCAUGUAAGGGAGAGGUGCAGCCUGACAUACAGGAUUGACGGCCCAAAACUACAGUGCUCUGCAGCUGGCUUGCACCCAGGUUCCCCACAUGGCCUAGGGAUGGCAAUGUCUCACUUCCUCCCAUCAGUGAAAGCAUGGCAAAAAAUAUCUGCUUAUCACACAGAGUUCCUGGAAGGAGUCAUUAGCAAACAACUUUUAACUGCUUUGAAGCUGCAGUGUGUUGUGGAAUUGUCAGGUGGUAUUUAAAUGAUCUGAGGCAGAUCCUGCCUUUCACGCUGUGCUUUUUGUACCAGAAAACCUUGUUUCUAAUUAGUGAAAAAAUAUCACAGUAGCAAUUGGUGUGAGUUUGAUUUAGAGUAGGCCUCAGAGAUACGCAUAAUACUAAAAGUGUUUUUCUGCUGCUUUCUGUGGUCAUCUUUGUAAAUGUUCGGCUCUGCCCAUCUUGAGAGAACAGAAUGCAAAGUCACACCUCCCAAAUGUAGUGUAAGGUAGAGCUGCCUGUGUGACCUCAGUCUGCUCUGACUUGAAUGCUUCUUUUGUUUUCUUCUCCUGCUGUUGAACACACAGAAAAUCAGCUGUGAGGAUUACGAGUGAAUGGAAACGUGAAGACCUUGGCGUUGUCUCUGUUCCAUUCUGUUGUCUCUCACUCCUUACAUUGCCAGGGAAGGAGCUUGCUUGCUGUGACUGAAAGCUGUGACUGUGAAAUCCAGCUGCCUUAAUACACGGUGCACAAAUGGCUGACUAAUGUUUCAGUGUUCAUCCGUGGCUGCGACACGAGACUCGUAUCACACAAGUCCUCUUUCCAACAAACAGCUUUUCUAUUGUACGACUGAUUCUUGAAUAGAUGGUCAGCAGUGUGUGGGGCCAGGAGUUGGACUCCGUAUUCCUUAUGGGUCUGUUUCGACUCAGGAGAUUCUCUGUCUCUGUUGGUAUUGUUUUGUUUAUUUUUUUCCUAGACAUUUUUCCUAAAAGCAAAUAUUUGGCAUCUAACCUCAGAAAAAUGUGAGCCGCUGAACAGCUGUGGAGGAAACAGAACGGAUGUGAGGUGAAGAAUGCCAGCUACAACUGGGAUGGAGGGCAUUUCCCCACGGCCUCUUGGACUCCCUGCGUGUGUUUUGUGCUCGAUUUCUUCUGUUAACUGGACCGCUUUGUUCUCUGCGCAAACUUAACUCGUGUUUUGUAUCUUCAGGUCACUGCAGCUUCAAUAUUUAUUCUCAUACAAUUUAUACUCGGCAGUGACUGGGUUCGGCGGUAAUUUUUCACGGAGUAAUUCCUCGGUGCCCUGCAGCGCUAUCGGAGUUCCAGCAGCCUGCCCGUCCCUUCAUCCAGCCUCAGACCAGAGCCGCCCUCUGCCACGGCCGAGAACGCAAAACCCCCCCGCCAAGAUGGCGGCACGCCGCGCUCCGCUCCCAACGUAUGCACGCAUGACACCGGAAGCGGAAGCGCCUGGGCAGUUCCGGCGGAAGUGGCCGUCGUCCGGGGAGACGCAGCGCUGUGGUGGGAAUGUGGCGGCUAGUGGUGCUGCUGCUGGCCGGGCUCGGCCGGGCCCUGCCGGAGGAUGAGGGGGUGGUGACGGAGCCGGGCGCCGGCGGUUCCGGGCCGAUCAGCGGCGAAGCGGUGCGGUACCGGACGGCGGAGAUGGCUGACGCGAUGCUGGGCAGCGGACCGCCGGGCCAGCUGCCCGUGAUGCUCUCGGCGGUGCCGGGAGAAGCGAGAGAAGGGCGGGAAGCGGAGGUUUGCGAGGCGGCGGCCGGUGGAGGGGAGUGCGGCGCUGGGAGCGGGCCCGGGGCUCCUCCCGCCCCGCCCGGAGCGGCCGUCGUGCUGGAGACUGUGCUGCCCGCGGGCGAGGAGCCCAACGGCACUGCCGAGAGCGUGAAAACCCCCAAGGUGAGCUGCGAGGAGAGAAACGUUACCGGUAUCAGCAAUUUCACGGUGCAGAUCCUGAACGUGUCCCAGGAUCUGAUGGAGUUCUUAAACCCAAACAGCAGUGACUGUACGUUGGUCCUGUUCUAUACGCCAUGGUGCCGCUUCUCCGUAAGCCUGGCACCUCAUUUCAAUUCCUUACCUCGAGCGUUUCCCAUUCUUCGCUUCCUGGCACUGGAUGCAUCACAGCAUAGCAGCUUAUCAACUCGGUUUGGAACUGUAGCUGUCCCCAAUAUCCUCCUUUUCCAAGGUGCUAAACCUAUGGCUAGAUUUAAUCAUACAGACAGAACGCUGGAAACACUGAAAGACUUCAUUUUUAAUCAAACAGGCAUAGAGGCUAAAAAUGAUGUGACUGUGACAGAGGAAGACUGGAAGGGGCCUCUGCCCAGCGUUCUGACAAAAGGAGUGGACUGGCUGCUCGUGUUUUCCGUGCUCUUCCUGGCCAGCUUUAUCAUGUAUGCUACCGUUCGGACUGAGAGCAUUCGGUGGCUGAUCCCAGGGCAAGAGCAUGAACACCAGGAGUGAUUGGAGGUGCUGAAGCAGGGACACAGUUUGCAGUGUGUGAAGCGGGUUUCGUGUGGAGUGGAAGUACUUAAGAAUGAACCGUUGAAUUUGUUGGUUGUCAUUUAUAGUGUUGAUGGAAAACCAGCUUUGUUUACUAACUACUGAGUUUUUAUAAAGCGAACUGAGGCAAAAAAAAGUGGUGAGUAAACUACUGUGGAGAAACACGAACUGAAUAAGUAUUUAUUAAAGUGCUCUGACCUGUU